Messenger RNA from Sparassis crispa, 1017 nucleotides. RefSeq lists its product as uncharacterized. Gene Ontology annotation, molecular function: oxidoreductase activity, acting on the CH-OH group of donors, NAD or NADP as acceptor. The transcript is spliced from 7 exons. The record is from RefSeq and is a predicted model, not a curated record. Bases 1 to 1017 code for a protein of 338 amino acids. Lineage: Eukaryota; Fungi; Basidiomycota; Agaricomycetes; Polyporales; Sparassidaceae.
AUGUCUACCCCCCCUCUUGUCCUUGUCACUGGAGUCACUGGAUUCCUAGGUUCUCAUGUCGUAUACCAGCUUUUAGAGGCUGGUUACCGUGUGCGUGGAAUUGCACGUUCCAGCAAGGUUUCCAUGGCGCAAGAAGGAUACGCUGCAUAUGGUGAUAAAUAUGAAGUCGUUCCUUUUGACGAUCUCGUUGGUGGAGACUUCAGCAAUAUUGUGAAAGGUGUUAGUGCUGUUAUACAUGUCGCUGCGCCCUUGGCUGGCCGAGCCGAUCGCGCAGAAGCCAUUCGUGUGGCCGUCGAAGGAAACCUGAAUAUCUUGCGCGCGGCCGAGAAGGUGGGAGUCAAGCGGUUCGCCUUUGCGAGCAGCAUCAUUACGGUCGUUUCACCCAGUGACUGGAACCAGGGCACGAAGAAACAGGCACUUGACGAAAGUAGCGAUGCGAUGUUCGUCUAUGGUGUCGCGAAGACGAUCUCGGAACGUGCCAUCUGGGACUUUGUGGAGAAGCAUCCUGACAUAGACGCCACUACCGUGAAUCCACCCUACUUCAUUGGCCCGUUCGCCCUGGGCUUCCGUGCCCCCGACGGGGCCAUCUCGGCCAUGAGCUCAAACGAGCUCAUAUAUCGUCUCCUGCAGCCUGACUGGGAAGUGAACGCCUUCGGGCGGACCGUCGACGUGCGCGACGUCGCGCGCGGGCUCGUAAACGCGCUCAAGGCGCCGACGAAUGUCGGCCGCAAGCGCAUCCUCAUGAGCGGAGAAUGGUUCAGCUGGAAGGAUGCAGUGGAGUUCAUCGCGGCUGAACGCCCGGAGCUGAAGCCCCGCUUGGCUGCUUCUGCGUUCAAGGCGGUGCCCGCCCCACCUACUGCGAUAGAUAACACUCGCGCGAAGGAGGUUCUGGGGUUGGAGAUGACGCCCUGGAAGACCUCGGUGCUUGAUGCGGUGGAUAGUCUGGUCCAGCUGGAGAAGGAGUGGAUCAAAAAGGGUUUGACGAUCCGAGAUCUCUACCCUCGUUGGGAUGUGUAG